AACUCACACCUACUUCCUCUCCGUCCGUUAGAAGCUCGUUUAUGUUCCUAUCAGUAGGUGGCAGCCCGCUGGCAGUGACAAGUGGCCGGACCGUGGUGAGACAUGGACGGGCCUAAGCUCAUUGCACUCCCGGACGGCUCGGAGGACUUUGGGCCGUUCUUGAGCAGCCUGAGGCGGGGAGCCCUGCAGGGUAGCGAGCUUCCCGCUGACACUUCAUUCUCCGACGGCUUUCUCAUGAAGUUUCUGCGGGCCAGAGACUUCGACGUGGAGCUCUCUCUGAAGCUCUUACUAAACUACCAGCGGUGGCGGAGGGAAAGUCCUGAAAUCAGCACCUGUCUGUCUCCUUCCUCGGUGGUCGACCUCCUGCAGACUUCCUAUCAUGCUGUCCUCCCACAGCGGGACCACAGUGGCAGCAGGGUGCUCAUAUACAGGAUUGGGCAGUGGAACCCAAAAGACUGGACGGCCUUCCAGGUGUUUAGGAUCAGCCUCAUGACAUCAGAGCUGAUCUCCAUGGAGACAAAGACACAGAUGAAGGGUCUAAAGGUCAUAUUUGACCUACAGGGAUGGAGUUUAGGACAUGCCUUACAGGUUAACCCUUCCAUUGCCAGAAAGAUAUCCUCUGUUCUGUCGGACUCUUUCCCCUUGAAGGUUAGAGGGAUCCAUCUGGUCAACGAGCCUAUGUUCUUCCGGCCUGUCUUCGCCAUGAUUCGUCCCUUCCUUCCAGAUAAAAUCAAACAGAGGAUUCAUAUGCACGGUUCUGAUUACCAUGACAGUCUAUGCGACUUCUUCUCGCCGGAUAUCCUUCCUCCAGAAUAUGGAGGGGAGGGGCCUGGCAUAGAAGAGGCAUGUCAGGACUGGACCAAUCAGCUUUUCCAGUCAGAGGAGCUCCUUCAGCAGAUUGCGGCUCACCCAACGGGAGACAUCUCCACAACUCCAAGUGCCCCAUUGAUUUCAGAGGAAGUGGACACUGACCAUCUCUCUGAGUGGUGACAGAUCACACAUACCAUGCUUUUUUUCUUUGGAUCAAAACAACCUAGUGCGCUGUCUGACUGACUCAUUUAAGGUCUGUAGCACGUGAGUACAUUCUCUGCAAGUUGUUCACGUUGCAGCGAUGCUUGCUGCCUGAGUCUUUUUAUUUCUCAUUAUUAUUUUGUAGACUUUCAUCCUGUCAGAUGUGUCAGGGGAAGGAUUCUCCACUCAAUAUAUGUAAACCUCGACGAAAUGAAGUUGUAGCAAGGACAAUACUGUUUUUUAGCGAUUGAUAUAGUGUCUCAGGUGCUGAAUGAGGAUCCCCAAGUGCCCACAACUUGCAGUUUAUCUUAAAACAUCAGUUUUUCUGUGGUUGUCAGGUGAUGUAAACGUGCAUCAUUUUGAAGAGAUGGAAAAUGAACACGCCCGUGCCGCAGCGCCACACAUUGUUCAUUGGUGGCUGCCACUUUGCUCAGCUCUUAUGUUCCCUCCAAGCCUCUGUGCCAGUCACCUGACAGUGAAAACUAAGACUUGAUAAUGGAUGGCUGGAUGGCCACAACCACAAAGGCUAAUGUUCCCAGAUUAAAUAUUUUAUGGUUCAUGCUAUUGGUCAUAUGUGUGGUUGUGGAAUAAUGAAUCAAUUGUGCCUCAUUUGGAAGCACGUUAACCUUGUAGGCACAUGUAACAUCCCAAGAAAAGAGAAAAGUCUCCUGGUGCCAUGACCCCAAACCCAACAGGAAGUCAACCAUUUGAAGUAAAAAUGUGUUAUAUGUUUGUAUUUUUGGCCAUUUACAGGGGACAUACUUGAAUGGAAUCAUCCCUGGCAAGUCAUCCUGCCAAUUACAAACUUUAUACAGAAAAGAUGUAAGCAGUGAAAGGUUUCUUCUGUCAAUGGGCGCAGCCUUUAGGGGUUACCUAAUCUGAUAACAGGAGCUGGGCUGACUGUUAUCUACUUCACUUAGUAGACUCACUUUUCUUAAGUACCUCAUACAAUUUUUACUUUAAAAAACCUGAGCUAUUCCCUUCAAUGCAGUGGCCACAAGAAAUGUAAUUUCUCAGCACUGUCAACAAGAGUGCCUUAGGUUGCUACUCAAAGCUUCAGCACUCCCUUACCUGUCGGUAUGUUUCCAAAGGCCCAUUCAACACUGGUUUAAAAGUGAAUUUAGGCCCAAGCUGUGAGCAGCUUGAGGACCUUAUUGGAACUGUUGUUUCUUUCUUUUCAUUUUGUGUAAAGUAAUUUGCAUCCUCAAGAGUCCAAAGGUGAAACAAGAAUCAGUAUUAUGAAAUUUUGUAUAACUUUAUAAUUUAUAUUGGGUCUUGGGAAUGUUGUGCAAAAUAGCUCCUUAGAGCCCCAUACAGCAUAUUUACAAAGUGUACCUCAGCAAGUUUCAUCUAGGCGGCAACCUCUGGUGUUGAAAAGUGGCUUCAAAUGUCUGCUUCAAACACCAAUGGGGGAGGGGGGGGGGGGUGUCACUGAGACUGUCUAUGGUUUAUACAGUCUAUAAUUUAUAGAGUCUAUAGUUUAACCAAGAUAUAUGAAGUUUAGUCGGCACAGAGCACUCACACUGGUCAAAUGGACUGGACUUUAGGGGGAAAGCGUGCUUGGGCACCGCACUGAUUGCCUAAUGUGUGUUCACCUUUAGUACGCCAACAUAAACCCAAGUCAGCCAUUUUUUGUGUGAGCUUUACUUGGAAACAAAAUCAUACUUAUUCUGUCUCUUACAGAAAUGAUGCAGAAUGUUGUAUAUUUAUAUGGAUAAUGCUACACUGUAUGAAUGUCAUAUCAAGACAGUUUGUAUGUUCUUAAGUAAGACCUGAAUAACUGUUAACAGAUAAGGUGGACCUCCUGGGUGGAUUGCCAGAUGAGAUACUUUCAUGUGUAAUAAACUGCUUGACUGUACAAAACAUGGACGUAGUCUCAGACACAAGUUAGGGGAUGGGCUGACAGUGUGAUACUACUCUAUCAGUCCAUAUGCUCAAACUUCCUUAAAACAAAUCUUUGUGAAAUCAUGUGAACUUCAUCCAAGAAGAAAGCCUCUGUAAGAAAGAGCGUGUAGCCAAACAGUAGACAGUAAAAUGACAAGCACAGCAAACAUCACUCCAUAAGGACAUUCAUUUUAUCAGCCAAUCAAAUGAUCCCAUUGGUUUUCUUUAGCUGAGUCUGUUAACAGUUUCAAAGUUUACUUCUUUUUUUUCAUUUAUUGUUACAACAUUAAGUCGUUAAUGUUAUAAAACUUUACUAUGUGGACCAAUAAUGUACAUAUCCACUUUAAACAACAUGCUGUGAAAAUGUAUGAUUAAAUGUUCACAAUAAUAAAGAAAAUGUUUUAGAGAAUAAAUGGAUUUAUUUGA
Labrus mixtus (cuckoo wrasse) is the source of this 3321-nucleotide messenger RNA. RefSeq names its product tocopherol (alpha) transfer protein (gene ttpa). The record is from RefSeq and is a predicted model, not a curated record. Gene Ontology annotation, molecular function: phosphatidylinositol bisphosphate binding. Lineage: Eukaryota; Metazoa; Chordata; Actinopteri; Labriformes; Labridae. The transcript has 5 exons. The coding region runs from base 103 to 990 and encodes 295 amino acids. Gene Ontology annotation, cellular component: membrane.